AUGGUCUCACUCUUGUUUGUGCUCUUCCUUGAACUCCUCUUGAAAGCAACAACAGAGAGGACAACGGAGUUUAUUUUCCACGGUUUUAAAGGAAACCAAUCACAAGUUCAGCUCCAAGGAGAUUCAACCAUCAAACCCAACGGACUAUUGAGGCUCACCGAUCGAAACUCAAACGUUGCCGGAACAGCUUUCUUCCACAAACCGGUGAGUUUGCUCAACAAAAGCAACGACUUCACGGUUCGUUCCUUCAGCACUUCUUUUGUCUUCAUCAUAAUACCUUCAAGCUCAAACAACGGAGGCUUCGGCUUUACCUUCACGCUAUCUCCAACCCCAAACCGUACAGACGCAGAAUCCGCGCAGUACUUGGGCCUCCUCAACGAAAGAAACGACGGUGAUCCGAGCAAUCACGUUUUCGCUGUUGAAUUCGACACGGUACAGGGAUUCAAAGACAGCACAAACCGAAUAGGCAACCACAUCGGUCUAGAUUUCAACAGCCUCUCUUCAGAUGUCCAAGAACCGGUGGCUUAUUACAACGACGAUGGCAAGAAAGAAGAAUUCCAACUCGCGAGCGGCGAGCCGAUCCAAGUCUCUGUGGACUACGACGGGCCAACCAAAACUCUUAACCUCACUGUUUAUCCGACCAGGUUGGGAUUUAGACCGACAAGUCCCUUGAUCUCACGGCAGGUCCCAAAACUGUCAGAUAUUGUUAAAGAUGAAAUGUUCGUCGGAUUCACCGCAGCGACCGGUAGAGAUCGGUCGAGCGCCCAUUACCUGAUGGGUUGGAGUUUCUCAAGCGGCGGAGCAAAUCCGAUUGCAGCUACGCUGAAUCUCUCGGAGCUUCCUCCUCCACCUCCAAAUACGGCGAAGAAGAGAGGAUACAAUGGCAAGGUCGUCGCUCUGAUCGUGGCUUUAUCGACUUGUAUUUCGAUCAUGUUGGUGUUGUUGUUAAUCUUCAUGAUUUACAGAAAACGAAUGCAGCAAGAAGAGAUUCUUGAGGAUUGGGAAAUCGAUCAUCCCCACAGAUUUAGAUACAGAGACCUCUACACUGCUACAGACGGGUUCAAGGAGAGCCGGAUCGUCGGAACCGGAGGAUUCGGAACCGUUUACAGAGGAGGAAGCAUCUCAUCAUCUUCGCCUGAUCAAAUCGCGGUGAAGAAGAUAACUCCGAAUAGCAUGCAAGGUGUUCGAGAAUUUGUGGCAGAGAUAGAGAGUUUAGGGCGUUUGAGGCAUAAGAACCUGGUCAACCUCCAAGGAUGCGGAAACUCCUCGACGGCUUCCGACGUUUACGCAUUUGGCGUUCUGCUGUUAGAGAUGGUGUCCGGGAGGAAGCCUACGGAUUCGGGGAGCUUCUUCUUAGCCGAUUGGGUUAUGGAGCUACAAGCGAGCGGUGAGAUCCUAGGUGCCGUUGAUCCGAGGCUCGGAUCUAGCUACGAGGAAGGAGAGGCAAGGCUUGCUCUCGCCGUCGGUUUGCUCUGUUGCCACCCAAAAAUGGGAUCUCGUCCGCAGAUGAGGAUGGUGAUUAGGUAUUUGAGCAGAGACGAGGAUGUUCCUGAGAUUGACCAAAAUUGGGGAUAUUCAGAUUCUUCGAUAAGCGAUUUAGGAUCGAAAUUCGGAGGGUAUGUUUCGUCGGAUAGAGCUUCGAGCUCACACACAUGUUCGUCGUCUCUUACCAGGAUUUCUUCAGCUUCAUUCAUCAGUGGUAGGUAG
This is a messenger RNA of Thlaspi arvense, 1707 nucleotides long. The record is from the annotation of a GenBank genome assembly. Lineage: Eukaryota; Viridiplantae; Streptophyta; Magnoliopsida; Brassicales; Brassicaceae.